This is a messenger RNA of Priapulus caudatus, 1359 nucleotides long. Its product is annotated as protein lin-37 homolog. NCBI's taxonomy places the organism in Eukaryota, Metazoa, Priapulida, Priapulimorpha, Priapulimorphida, Priapulidae. The record is from RefSeq and is a predicted model, not a curated record. Gene Ontology annotation, cellular component: Myb complex; transcription repressor complex. The transcript is spliced from 6 exons. The coding region runs from base 643 to 1359 and encodes 238 amino acids. Gene Ontology annotation, biological process: negative regulation of transcription by RNA polymerase II.
AGCACGGCUACACAAAAUGAUUACGAAACUACAGCAAUGUUUACUAAAAUUUACCGCGGCGCGAACAUGCAGUUCAAAUGUUGACGUCAUGGAAUUCUCGCGUUCUUCAGUUAAUGGCAAAUUUGAGGUCUUUUUUCUACUGCGAUACUCAGUGUUGAUCUGGCUUCGUGUUGAUCAACUUUCUCUGUUAUAACUUUGCGAACAUUUUUUUGUGAUAGUUAAACAUAGAUGGCGCUCGUAAUCUUCUCGGCUGUUACUAGAGCGCGGAUGCGUAUGCUUACAAAAUUAAUCACCAGUAUUACGGCAUUCUGUUGUUCAUACAAUUUUAAUUUCUGUCGAAUCUGCAUGGAAAUUACGAUACAUUUAUAGUGAAACAAACAUUUUUCGCGUAGACUCCUUAUCCUCGCAGAGAUGCCACACCAUCUGAGGUGCGAUUGUUCGAAAAUCGGGAUUACCAAGAAUGGCGGCUAAUCCAAAAAAAAUUUCCGUCGUUUAUUACCGCGCUUUCAUUAAAUAUUAUAGCUGAACGCACAAUUUGUGACGCCGUACCUGCGAUGAGGAGUUAGUGCAAUAUAUAUCGUGUGCUGAUUGAUUCGAUUAUUUGCGUCUACAAUAAACGAGUGAACAGAAUAUCAUCUCACAAUGAGUAAGGGGUCAAGGAAAGGUGGUGGGUCCAGCCACCACCAGCAGCAGCAGGAGGACACGGAUGUAAACAGCGCGCGAAGCAAGCUUGGUGACGUCCUGCUCAACCUGGUGCUGAAGAAAGAAGACGAACCGUCACCGCGAUCCGACGUUGCCGACGACGACGACGAUGCUGCGGCGGCGAUGCGGCAGACGCUUGACGCGGGGGCGUCCUCGGUGAAGGUGACGUCACCACUCACGUCCCCGACGAAGAGAUGUGCCCCCGGCAGCCGAUCGGCGAGGAAGAAGAGGAAGAAAGAGCAGACGCAACACGACAGCUACCAUCACACCUACGUCAUGAAGCUCUUCGAUCGCUCGGUCGACCUCGCUCAGUUUCCCGAGGACACGCCGCUCUACCCGAUAUGUCGCGCGUGGAUGCGCAACCAGCCCGACAACAAUCGCAUGGUUGCCGCGGCAACGGCCGGGAUUAAGAAGGAGGAGGAGGAUGCGGCGGUGGGGGCGCCGGCUCAGCGGAGCCCCGAGAGAGAAGAGGCGGGAGACGAGGAGGCAGCGUACGUGUAUCGUCUGCCGGCGCCCGUGCCCGUGCUAGCGGACCCCAGCGAGCCGUACAACGUGCACCGCGUGCCGUCGCCGCUUCCGCACUCGCAAGAGGAGCUCGUCAUCAGCAGCGUGAGUAGCACGGUGGCGCCAUCUAUCGGCCGCAUUCGCGACGAAUAA